Molecule: messenger RNA, 3961 nt
Organism: Amoebophrya sp. A25
Lineage: Eukaryota; Dinophyceae; Syndiniales; Amoebophryaceae
Source: the annotation of a GenBank genome assembly
CAAGAGUGGCGGGCCACUGCUUACCGCUGAACCCCGCGCUUCGGAUUUCGAGUACCUACGACAUGGGUGUACAACAGCACCGAAGGGGAUUAGUGACGAAUCCGGAUGGAAGGAAACGGAAGAAUCUUUUUUGAACUUAUGGCUGAAAGGAUGGGGACGAGAUGAAAUCAAUCUUGCUGUCUGGACUGUUGAAAUUCAUCAUGAUUGGUCGUGCAUUAAGUUUCUCACUGUCGCAAAAUUAUAACUUGCAAACAAAUGAAUAUGGCCCACAUGCACAUGUGGAUCAUAAUUUAGGUCUUCUCAUCGUUCCUUGCUCUAACUCUGAUCGGCUUUUCUUCUACUCGCGUAUCGCAGAUCGCCGCCAUCGUACUGGCGAUUCUCACUCUCGGCAACGUUUCUUUCAAGUCGGACGCUACAGGUGAAGGCAGUGAGGUAGCCAAUGAAGAAUGCCUAAAGCAGAGCGCGGAGCUGCUGGGGCUAGACUCGGAAGUGGCUCGGUUCGCCGAGUGUCUCACGCAGAAGAAGCUCUACGUGGGGAAGGAGGUACUCUGUGACUGUGGUCGCUUUAUUGCUUUAUCUUUUUCUGGCACAAACCCAUCAAGCUAGCAGGGGGGGGAAAUUUGGUGCGAAGGUGGCAGGCCUUCGAAGAAUUGCAGCGCAGUGGCCCGCGCGUGCCUCUGGGGAUGGUCAAAGCGCUCCGGGACCAGCUAGGGGCAUGCCUGUGGUGCUAUUAUUUGACGCGCUUGCCACGUGUGUGUGCCUGCGUGGUGCGAUGCAGAACGGCGGCCAGCAAAACGGUUCGCGGCUGCUUUUGUGCUCCUUUUAUUCUUAAGGCCAGGCCAUUUGUUGCGCCACCUCGCCGGCUCUGUGUGUGGGUAGCAGCUCGGCCACUUGGUGAGGUGCUUCCAGAAAGGGCGCGGCGCGGACUUGCCUCUUGGGCAUGGGUUGGAAACAUUGCAGGGGCCGGCGCUGGGUGCAGCUGUUUCGUUCGACACCACAGGCAGAAGCUGCAGGGUGUGCGCUGCUUCUUGCGGUGUCUGUUGUCCCCUCCCAACUGAUUUGCGGGCCCGGCCGGCGCCCGAGCCAUCUGCAGCCAAGCCAUGCGCCUGGGUAGUACGUAGGCGGAGGCUGGUCCCCAGUCAGAGGGCCAGGCGUGUACUGCUAGCGUGGUAUGGUGUAGAGGGUUGAGCAGUGCUUGCCCAUUCUCUUUCCCUGCAGACUGGCGCGGCGCCAACGGAGAGGGGGAGCAAGCCGCGCGGAGAUGAGGAGCCCCAAGGAAGGUGAUAGCCGUGAUGUCUAUCGCAGACUUCUGCAGCGUGUUCUUCUUUACCUUUGCCACUUCCCACGCCAAGGGCUGAAGGCACUAGGGGAGGAGGGGGCACGAGUAACGAAGUCGGCCGAAGUCGACGAGGGUAGUUGGUCCCUAGUCGCUACACCGCCUGGCUCUGCGUCAUUCUGCCAGCCCCCUCUCUGCUUGGUCUCUCCAUGGCGCUCGCUUAUCGAGCUAAUGCCUGCGGCACGCUGUCGCUGCAGCAUUUCGCGACUUUUUCGCCGCCGGCGACGCUAUAGGCGGGCCACUAUGUUCCAGCCCCCCUUGGUCAUUGUCUUCGCGGUGCUUGUCAUCGUUAUGCAUCCAACCACGGAAAAGCUAGCAGAUCCCUGAGAGCAUAUGAAGCAACAACUCGCAACAUGUCCCAACUAUGCCCGCGGAAGCGGGACGCACGUGAACGCGCAAAGGCUGCUGAAGAGGUGGCCAACCUCGCCGCGCGUAAAUACGCGAAAGCCGCGAAGAAAGCCGAGAAGGACGCGGCCCGCGUUUUCUGGGAGGAGAGCCGGGGAGACGCCGGGCGGGCUGCCCCGCGCGCGCAGGGCAGCAGUGGGGGACACGAUGCGCGCGCCUGGCGUGGAGCACGAAGCUAAAAGCCGCGCUGAACAGCCUCGCCCGCGGGAGUGCUUCAGCGCAAUGCUUCUCGACCUCAUGCCCCGCGUAUUCCGCCUAUAUCGAUGUAGACCGGGAGACAUUCUCUUCGCUAUCCAGAGUUGCUGCGCCAGUGCUUCCAGAGUAGUGCCGAAUGCUGGACUUUAUACGUUUGCAGCUUCACUACCGAUAUCACUGGCGGGACUGACUACCAAGAGCGCGGCGGCAGUGGCGGCAUUCCUCUUACUGUUGUGCUUUCCAUGGAUAAAGUACGCUGCAGCGGACGGACUUAGAGAAAUGGGCCUUGUUAUGAAGAAGAACUUCGUUGGUGUCGGUGACUGCUGGCGAGCUCUUGAGAGGAGACGCCUUUCUCGCUGCUAGCACUACCUAAGCAAGGCGGCGCGCGUCGAGAUCUCACAACGAAAAAUCAGCAAAAGACGCGCGCCGUCUCUGGACUUAGUCCCCAGGCAUCUGAUGCAGCCAUAUUUUUGCGGCUUUCCACUGCGCUACGACAUGGCAGGAGCACGGAAGGACAUAAUGCGGAAAAGGUUAGGCGCGUGCUGAUGUCUUGCAAUAUUAAAAGCCAGGGGUAACAUACUGCGCCACUGUCUCUCCGGCGCAGGUGCCUUGGGUCGCUUCGGCGUGCAUGGUCAGGGGCGUGAUCGCUGGCGUGGUCGGCUCGGUGGCUGACGCUGCGGAGCCAGCGGUUGGGCGGUGGCGCGGUGCAGCGGGGGGCUGGCCUUCUGACAAGGAAGGAAGGGGAGGUGGGCGCGCGGUGGGUCUAUUAUUUAUAUUAUCGACGGGCACCCCGUCACCGUCUGGAAGAGGGCUGCAGGAGCUUGGGAGGCCGCCUGGCGUUCUUCGGUUUCUUUAUUGCUUGCGGAGUCUCUGCCCCUCCCGCCCUCGGGCUGGUGUCGGUCGGUUCCGCUCUCUUUACAACUGGUGGCUUGGGGUUCUUUCUUGUUCGCUGCUCGGUUGAGAUGAGCCUCUGAGGCUGGGCCGCCUUUGUGCGUUGUGCGUCACCGGGAGCUCGUUCAAAUGAGCGCAAGACGAGAGAGUGAGCGGCCGCGGCGUAGCUGGCUGUUUCAUUCAUUGAAAAAGUUGCAUGCAAUUGCAAAUCAAUACAGGUAACGCCCGUGCUCCUAACAACCGAGAAAGCGCACGCUGCCAAAGACGCGAUCGCGAAGCUCUUCUACCUGCAUCUUUUCAAGGAGAUCAUUCUCAUCAUGAAUGAGACCCUUCUCGUCGCUGAUAGUCAGAAAACGAAAGUAAGCACGGACAACUACAUUGGCAUUCUUGAUAUCGCUGGAUUCGAAUCUUUUGCCGUAAACUCCUUGGAACAGCUCUUUAUAAACCUGAGCAACGAGUGCCUGCAGCAAUAUUUCAACGACUACGUCUUCAAAAGCGAGCUCUCAGUUAUGGUUCUAAAAAGAGAUAAACUCAAAGUCUUCCGAAUGUGUAUGUGUUUACAUGUUCAUGGGCUUCCUCCACGCCGUUUCCUAAGUAUCUACUUCUCGCUCUAACUACCUCCUUUACUAGUAUCAGUAGACCACGUAGGGAAAAAUACAAAGAAUUUAAAUUUUUAUAUUUUUCAGUUGAUGUCAAGAGGACUCAAGAAGAACAACAACGUCGAACAAACUAGAAAUACAGGAGUACUGCCCUUCUUCUAAUUUCCACUACAAAUCGGAAGCCGUGCCGAUCACAGAUAUCAAAUUUUCGGACAAUCUGGACAUCCUCGAGCUCAUCCAGGGUCGUCAAGGCUUGCUGGACUUAAGGCUUCCGCAGAUUCAUCUUAUUAAGAGCCGUCUUGGACACGGUUCGUUCCAAAGGGAAAAAGGUCAAAGAUGCGCCACUAUUACUUUUCAAGAUGAAUCUAGACAGGUCGUGGAGAGUGUCUAAUAGUUUACUUGGACGAAGAACUAAACGUGAACAAAGCCACCUACGAGACCUACGGUGCCAAGGUGAACAAAAACUUCGCAGAGCAUGCCAGGUUUGUGAAAAAUCGCUUCUCAGAACCUAAAUUCGCAAUCCGACACUUUGCCG